CAACCCCGGUUCAUGGUUUCCAUUUGACUCAUCUUGGGCGAGGAAACUUGGUCAACUUGGGUGAUAGGAGUUACUGCUCAUGUGCUGAUCACAAUCCGACUAUUAUACCUUUCUUGUUUUUUGUUUUAAUUCAUAUAUUAUUUAUCUUCUUUCUUGAUCGCCAUGUCUGGAAAUCUGUGGAAUCUACGAGAACAACAGCAACAACAACAACAACAACAACAGCAGCAGCGGUGAUGAAUUAAACACCAUUAUCUUUAUUGGGUUCUCCACAUGUUCUCUUCGACAAUGCUUAGGCUCUGUUUGCAGAGAACCCUGAGGCCGUGCAUGCAAGGAGCACAGAAACGCUGGCUCGGUACACACAAGCACAAAGAGAAGCUGGAACUGUUAAACACUCCAAAAGGAGCCAAAGACUUUAUCUACAGCCUGCAUGCUGCAGAGCGCAGCUGCUUACUGCGAGAGCUGCAGAACUUCGAGUCCAUCGCCAUCGCUCAGGAACAACUGGAGUCGUCGCCACCCAGCGCCAGUCAGCUGAGAUACGUACUCCUUCACAACGCCAUCCCGUUUGUCGGAUUCGGCUUCCUGGACAACGCCAUCAUGAUCGCUGCAGGAACCCAGAUUGAGCUGUCCAUUGGAGUGACCUUCGGAAUAUCGACUAUGGCAGCGGCGGCGUUAGGAAACUUGGUUUCUGACCUGGCUGGACUCGGGCUAGCAGGUUAUGUGGAGGCUCUAGCUGCCCGCUUGGGGAUGCAGAUUCCUGAUCUUACACCCAAACAGGCUGACAUGUGGCAGACCAGACUCAGCUCCCACUUAGGAAAGGCGAUCGGCGUCACCAUCGGCUGUCUGCUCGGGAUGUUCCCGCUCUUCUUCCUCAGUGAUGAUGAUGAUGAUGAUGAAGACAAGACUCUGAGUGCUGCAGUAACUCCACUCUCAGACUCCAAAUAACUGUUAUUAAUACACACCGCCGCACAACAAUGCCGCACAACAACACUAUUGGGAUUUUUAUUAUGUUUUUAAUCUACUAAUGUUCUCAUGGAGGACGUGUCGUUCAUGCUCUGUGUCCAGAAAACCUCAGAAGUAGAUUUGUUUUAGUUUGGUGCUGAAGCUGUGAGGUGAGCAGAGCUGAAGCGUGAGGCCUAAAUACUUGCCAUUUUUAUGCGAAGAAUAAAUGUGUUAAUUAGACAGACCAUAAUAACAAAUCUAGAAAGUUCUACCGGAUGUCCAAGAUGGAACUAACACUACAAUGUUCAGCUAGUUUUGUUCAUGUACAGCAUCAAGCUUGUGAGCUUAUAGAAACCAUGAAAAAGCUGCGAAUAUUUAAGCAUCAUUUACAUAAAACCACACAUAUGAAGAAAAAAAAACAAAA
This is a messenger RNA of Hemibagrus wyckioides, 1363 nucleotides long. RefSeq names its product transmembrane protein 65 (gene tmem65). Gene Ontology annotation, biological process: regulation of cardiac conduction; cardiac ventricle development. Gene Ontology annotation, cellular component: mitochondrion. NCBI's taxonomy places the organism in Eukaryota, Metazoa, Chordata, Actinopteri, Siluriformes, Bagridae. Bases 271 to 942 code for a protein of 223 amino acids. The record is from RefSeq and is a predicted model, not a curated record. The transcript is spliced from 8 exons.